UGAGUUUGACACCCGUUAUAGGCAUGCAAUUUAAAUGUAUUGACCUUUGCUUACAGUAAAAAUCAUGUAUUUCAUCACAUUUGAUGAUAUUUCGAUGAAACUUAGAUGAAAACGACUGCAGCUGGUAAAUUGAGAAAGUUGAUCAUAAAGUUACUGGUCCCCUCUCCCAUGUCAAACGCCUGGAUUCAGGAGGCAGGCAUUAAUGUUAUAAACCAAUGGUAGCAUCAUAUAAUCGUAACUAAUAUAACUAUGGAACUCAUUAAAACCGUCAUCACAUGUGCGCAUCAUAUGUGCCACGAGAUUCUGGGUUCGAGUCAUAACUCUGUCGCAGCCGGCGGCGCACAAUUGGCACAGCUUUGUCCGGGUUAGUGGAGGGCUUGCCCGGCAGGGAUAUCCUUGUCCUAUCGCGCACUAGCGACUCCUGUGGCGGACCGGGCGCAGUGCACGCUGACACGUUCGCCAGGUGUAAGGUGUAAGGUGUUUCCUCCUCCGGAUGGCUUCCGGGUUAAGUGGGCAUCGUGUCAAGAAGAAGCAGCGCGGUUGUGUUUUGGAAGACGCACGGAUCUCGACCUUCGCCUCUCCCGAGUCCAUACAGGAGUUGCAGCGAUGAGACAGGACUGUAACUAUCAAUUGGAUACCACGAAAAAGGGGUUUUAAAAAAAGAUAGCUCAAGUAGAAAGAUGCUGGUAGCUAACGCCUUUUCAUUCGUGUUGUUUUUAGCUAGCAAGCUAAUUUACUUACCAGCAUGCCGGGAAAAUGCCAUAGUGUUAAUUUACAGGGUACACUAUUUUAGAAGAAUUAAAACAUCCGAUACCAGUGGCUGUUUUUUCACUUCGGGUGGACAGGCUACACCGAAAAUUAGGAUUAUGUAUGUGGGUGCUGUGCUCAUUUCGAGCGAAAUUCCUUUAUCAAUUGGGGAGAACAUCCGAUGGGUCUUGCCAGGAAGCUAACCCUGAAGACGGAUGCAGUACCAUCAUUGACACUUCCCACUAGAAUAUGUGAAACAGUGCAAAAUGACCCUAGAGAGGUUGCAGUCACCGGAGCCUUGUCCCGGAGCACCAACCGCAGAAAGAGGACCAGCUUCACCAAAGAAAAUGUGGCACUUCUCCGGGUCACAUUUGAGACAGACCCUUACCCUGGCAUCAGCCUGAGAGAGAGCCUGUCUCAGAACACAGGCAUACCUGAAUCCCGCAUCCAGGUGUGGUUCCAGAACAGGAGGGCUCGGACUAUGAAGUAUAAGGGAGCUAAGGCGGCGUGGCAGUUCGACUCUGGCUUCCACUCCCCUGGUGGGUUCACCCCUGUCCAGGACACAGUUUCCCAGCACCACACCAUGGGGACAGGGGCAGGGGCUACCCAGCCUGGCCUGGCCCCUCUGUCCACCUCCCCCUACCUGCCCCCUGCCUACCCCAUCCAGUUGAAGGAGGAGUUAGAUGACUUGUUCUAUGGAUGCUGCCCUCCAGCCUACACUGGAGUGGAGGAGACUGGCCACUACAACUCCCUGUUCGAACCGAAGCAAGCCAGGGUGCUGGGAUACAGCGCCAGCCCACCACUGAAUAGCCCCAGGCACCAGAUGAUUCCAGGAACCUGGCCCCAGGCGGGUGAUCAGAUGUCCCCAGUGCAGUCCAUGUGGAGCCCCUUUCCUCUGGAGGUAAGGAAAUGCAGCGCAGGCUCCAGCCAGGCCUUCCUUUACCAUAGCUCAGCUGAGCAGCAGCCCCUCUACAGCAACCCCCAGGAAGCCUAUGGAGGCCCCAUUUCCCAGACCCAGGCCCCAGCCACCCCGGAUUCCGGCUGCUGGGAGGUUGGACAAGAAAUCACCCCUACGAUGGAAGGCCAAGGUUCCCAGUUGUAUGGCUCCUGGAGCACGGAUAUGUCUACCCCAGAAUACCCAGAGCUCCCUGUCCUGUCCCUGCAGGAUAUCCUGAGUGAGCUGAAUGAAGAGUGCUGGGAGGAAAAUGGCCUGAACAGCUACCCAAAUGAGGAUGAUCUGGUUAACUGUUGAAAACUGUUUUUUGGUGGAAAAACGAGGGUUUGACUGUAUAGCCUGUGUUGCUGGAAUGUCAACUAUGGACUACAUGUUGACAGAAAUGUUCUCAGAGAGACAGAGAGAGGGGAUCAUCUUUCGGAAUUCUACAACAAUCGUAUUCAUUCUCCCACGAACUUCAUCCCACAUCAUUUUAUGUUAUCUAUCUAUAUAUCUAUUUAUUAAUAUUUUGUUCUCUGUACUUAAAUUCGAAAUAAAUUUGAUUCAAACA
This is a messenger RNA of Salvelinus fontinalis (brook trout), 2252 nucleotides long. RefSeq names its product homeobox protein OTX1 B-like. The transcript is spliced from 3 exons. Gene Ontology annotation, molecular function: DNA binding. Bases 929 to 1999 code for a protein of 356 amino acids. NCBI's taxonomy places the organism in Eukaryota, Metazoa, Chordata, Actinopteri, Salmoniformes, Salmonidae. The record is from RefSeq and is a predicted model, not a curated record.